Sorex fumeus (smoky shrew) is the source of this 2359-nucleotide messenger RNA. It is a transcript of the gene BCO1, whose product is annotated as beta-carotene oxygenase 1. Gene Ontology annotation, molecular function: beta-carotene 15,15'-dioxygenase activity; carotenoid dioxygenase activity. Gene Ontology annotation, biological process: carotene catabolic process; retinal metabolic process. The transcript has 12 exons. NCBI's taxonomy places the organism in Eukaryota, Metazoa, Chordata, Mammalia, Eulipotyphla, Soricidae. Bases 397 to 2037 code for a protein of 546 amino acids. The record is from RefSeq and is a predicted model, not a curated record.
CUCUGGGACGCGGCUGCAGUUCACACGGAAACAGAGGUCGCCAUGUGACUCGCUGGAAUGAACCCCCAGGCCCAGGCUGGACGCGCUCCGCGGGCUGAGAGCCAGGGCCACCUCUGGUGAUGCUCAGAAUUACUACUGGCACUGCACUCCGGAAUGUCACAAUAUGUUUGCAAUGUAAACCCAGCAAGAAGCUAGACUUUCGCCUGCUUGAGCGUCUGCAAGAAUCAGAAGAUUAAAGAUUAGCCAGGAGCAGCCAACCUGGCCUUUGACCAAGCAUAAGAGACACCAGGCUCCUGGAGAGGGAGCACUCCAGGAGGAGGGCGGAGGGAGGGGUGACCCAGGGAGCGUUGCUGGAACGGGGGCUUGUGGACACCCUCUCGCCGUUCCUGCCCCAGGAUGGAUAUCAUCUUUGGCAAAAAUAAGAAAGAGCAGCGGGAGCCCCUGCAAGCCCACGUGACGGGCCGGAUCCCAGCCUGGCUGCAGGGGACGUUGCUUCGUAACGGGCCGGGGAUGCACACGGUGGGCGAGAGCCGCUACAACCACUGGUUCGACGGGCUGGCACUUAUCCACAGCUUCACCCUCCGGGACGGCGAAGUUCAUUACAGGAGCAAAUACCUGCGAAGCGACACUUACAAGGCCAACAUCGAGGCGAACAGAAUCGUGGUGUCGGAGUUUGGGACAAUGGCCUACCCGGACCCCUGCAAAAACAUAUUUUCCAAAGCCUUCUCCUACCUGUCCCACACCAUCCCCGACUUCACCGACAACUGCCUGAUCAACAUCAUGAGGCGUGGGGGAGACUUCUACGCCACCACGGAGACCAACUACAUCAGGAAAAUCGACCCUGAGACGCUUGACACGCUGGAGAAGGUUGACUAUCGGAACUAUGUGGCUGUCAAUCUGGCGACAUCGCAUCCACAUUACGACGAGGCGGGGAAUGUCCUGAACAUGGGCACCUCCAUCGUGGACAAGGGGAAGACAAAAUACGUGUUAUUUAAGAUCCCAGCCACCGUGCCAGAGCCCCGGCGGGGGACGGACCCCUGGAAGCACACGGCCGUGCUCUGCUCCGUCGCCGCCCGCUCUCUGCUGGCCCCCAGCUACUACCACAGCUUCGGGCUCACCCCGAACUACGUGGUGUUCCUGGAACAGCCCUUCAAGCUGGACAUCCUCAGGCUGGCCACGGCGUACGCCAGGGGCGUGAACUGGGCCUCGUGCCUGACCUUCCACCCGGAGGACAAGACCCACAUCCACGUCAUCGACCGGAGGACGGGCCAGCCGCUGCCCGGGCGCUUCUACGCGGACGCCAUGGUGGUGUACCACCACGUGAACGCCUUCGAGCAGGACGGCUGCCUCGUGUUCGACGUCAUCGCCUACGCCGACAGCAGCCUCUACGAGCUCUUCUACCUGGCCAACCUCGACCAGCACCUGGCGGAGAACGCCAAGCUCACGGCCGUGCCCACCCUCAAGAGGUUCGCCCUGCCCCUCCGCCCGGACCAGAGUGCAGCCGUGGGCUCCAACCUAGUCACUCUGUCGUCCACCACCGUGAAGGCGCUAAAGGAGAAAGGCAGCCGCGUCUACUGCCAGCCAGAGGCGCUGUGUGAAGGCUUGGAGCUGCCGCAGAUCAAUUAUGCUCACAAUGGGAAGCCCUAUCGAUAUGUCUAUGCCGCCAAGGUCCAGUGGACCCCCGUCCCACACCAGAUUGUGAAAUUCGACGUUCUCUCUAAGUCAUCCUUGAAGUGGGAAGAGGAGCACUGUUGGCCAGCCGAGCCGGUGUUUGUGGCCGCACCCGGCGCCCAGGCCGAGGAUGAUGGAGUGGUCCUGUCCACUGUCAUCUCCACCGACCCCCAGAAGCUGCCGUUCCUGCUCAUCCUGGAUGCUAAAAGUUUCACGGAAUUGGCUCGCGCCUCUGUGGACGCGGAACUGCACCUGGACCUCCAUGGGCUGUUUGUCCCGGACGCGCAUGGGGCUGCCAGGGAGCAGGUCCCUUCUCAGGAGGAGCAGGACGGGGUCCCCACCGGCUCCGAGGCCCUGAGGAGCUGAGGCCCUGGGAGAAACGGCCCCAGAGCAUCGCGGCCAGAGGAAGGAGCUCCUUAGUGUAUUUCCUUUCUUUUUUUUUUUUCUUUUUGGGUCACACCCGGUGAUGCACAGGGGUUACUCCUGGCUCUGCACUCAGGAGUUACUCCUGGCGGUGCUCAGAGGACCAUAUGGGAUGCUGGGAAUCGAACCCGGGUCGGCCGCGUGCAAGGCAAACGCCCUACCCGCUGUGCUAUCUCUCCAGCCCCGUGUAUUUCCUUUCUGAUGUUGUGAGUUCGCUUGUCCUGAUCAGCGCCUCAGAGACCGUCUUCCUCGUUAUAAAGAACGU